CGUGGCAAAUAGAUAGUGUCUUCCGCUCAGUAUUCUGUACCAUCCUAUCUUUUUAUAUAAAAACAAACUAAUAUUCUUCCUUAAUUGUUAUCAACGUCAUUUUACCAGUUAUCUCUGUAUCGUAUACAAAAUGAUUCGUAAAAAUGUAUGCGUGCAAUUAUUUUGGUUCUUUUUGAUCCUGCAGUCGACAAAGUCGAAGAAAGAAGAUUAUGAAGUGGAGUUGGUACAAGUUGUGUUUAGACAUGGCGAUCGAACCCCAACUAAAUCAGAAUUAUAUAAGAAUUUAGCCUAUAAUCCUAUUUACGAGUCGCUUGGCUACGGCCAGUUGACCGAGGCUGGGAAAAUAAGAGAAUUUCAUCUUGGCGCGAUAUUGAGAAGACGGUAUGGUGCAUUUCUUGGUGAUCAUCAUGAAUAUGGUAACGUUUAUGCCUACAGUUCGGAUAUUGAUCGAACAAAAAUGUCUCUGCAAUUAGUUCUGGCCGGUCUGUAUCCACCAAAGUUGAACGAAGCGGGCAAUUUACAGUUAUCUCCAAUAGCAACGCAUUACGUACCAUUGAUUCUAGACAAUCUAAUGUUCCCGAUGCUUUGUCCAGCGUACCUGAAGGAAUAUAUCAAGACCAAAGUUUCAUCUUCGGUUCGUGCAACAAUAUCGAAAAACAAAAAGCUUUUCCAGUAUCUUGCAAAUUACACCGGAUCAGACAUGAUCUUGGAUCCAAUCUUUUCAACUUACAAGCUGCAUCACUUCUUGACAACACAGGAAAGUAUGAACAUUACUCUCCCAGAAUGGGCAACUAAAGAUGUGAUACGCAAAAUGGACUCACUUGCAAAAUUAGAGUAUGAUAUCCAAUCUCAUAACACGUUAAUGAAACGACUCAAUGGAGGUUUCCUUGUAAAGGAAUUUAUAAAAAACAUGGAUGCCAAGAAAACUAAAAGUUCUCCAAAAAUCUACGUAUAUAGUGGACAUGAAGUGAACGUUGCAGCUUUUGCCAAAGCGCACGAUUUAACUAAACCUGAAAUGCCUUUCUUUGGAUCGGCAAUUAUAGUCGAAAAAUUGCGAAACUGUGUCGGCAAACAAUUUGUUAGAAUGCUACACUGGAGUGGCGUUGAACAAAAAUUAACCACUUAUAAGAUUCCUAAAUGUGGUGAAAUAUGUCCGUACGAGAAGUACGUAAGACACAUGAAACGCGUGAUCCCUUCGGACGAAGAAUCAGAUUGCUUAUGGAAUAAUGUAUCGCUGAGAAAAUUACGUCGGUAUUACUCAGGACUAUUGGAUUUAAUUACGAAAUAGAGAUAUACGUUUUAAAUGCGUAUUAUCGAAGACCUAUGUGAAUAUGAAACUUUCACGAUUUAUAUGAUACUAUUUCUUGCUACUUUUAUGUAAAUUUCACUGUUAUCGACGUAAAAUCGAUAUGACGUAAAGUGGGAUUGCAACACUAAUAAUAAUUGGAAUUAAAACAGCAAAUCGAAAAAAGUUGUCUGUUUGGAAAAUAAAAUUACAGAAGCAUGUUAAUAACGUA
This is a messenger RNA of Bombus pyrosoma, 1517 nucleotides long. RefSeq names its product venom acid phosphatase Acph-1-like. Gene Ontology annotation, biological process: dephosphorylation. NCBI's taxonomy places the organism in Eukaryota, Metazoa, Arthropoda, Insecta, Hymenoptera, Apidae. The transcript has 6 exons. Gene Ontology annotation, molecular function: phosphatase activity. The coding region runs from base 131 to 1288 and encodes 385 amino acids. The record is from RefSeq and is a predicted model, not a curated record.